This is a messenger RNA of Solanum tuberosum (potato), 1332 nucleotides long. RefSeq lists its product as uncharacterized. The transcript has 2 exons. The record is from RefSeq and is a predicted model, not a curated record. The coding region runs from base 1 to 1332 and encodes 443 amino acids. NCBI's taxonomy places the organism in Eukaryota, Viridiplantae, Streptophyta, Magnoliopsida, Solanales, Solanaceae.
AUGAUGAAUGUUUUCGCCAUUUCUCUUGUACUUACCACACUUGUUACAGCAGGGGUUUUUUCUCCGAAUCCAGAGAAGAAAGAUGACGUUAUUGUUAAAGAUGGUCAUAGAGUUGUAGUUGUUGAGUAUGAGCCAAAUGAUGGACAAACUAAGGUAUCAAUUUCUCCACCUGAAACAGAGCAUAAAGAGAAAACAGGGCAUGUUUCAGUUUCAGAUGUUAAAAAUAAAUUAUCAGAAAAAGCAGAGGAAAUUGAAGAAAAAAUUGGUAGGUUUCAUGGGAUGAAUGCUAGAGAACUUGUUUGUGAUGCUUAUGGGAAGUGCAAACAUAAGAUAGCAAGUGCACUUGAAGGGACUAAAGACUCUGUUACUGAAAAGAUGCAUGAAAUUCAAGAAGAUGCUAAAGAGGGGUUUGAGAAAGUGACUGGCAAAGCCCAUGAGGCAAAAGAAACUGUUGGGAAGAAAGUGGAUGAGGUGAAACAAGGGGCUAAAGAAACGGCUGAGAAAGUUAAAAUAAAAGCAGUUGACACGACAAGUACACUGAAAAAUCAUUUGAUGAAGAAUGCUUCGGAAGAUCUUGAUUUGAUUGAAGAGAAGGUGAAAGAAGAUGCACAAAGGCUUAAAGUGGAAGUCAAAAGAGACUAUCAUGUUGGUCGUAGGUUUUUGUCAGCAUACAUCUUCUCAGCCAAGAGCUUUAGAUCUUUGAUGGGAAUAAUUCAUUUGCUGGGAUUUGCAUUGUCUUAUGGGGUUUCUGUUUGGAUGACUUUCAUAUCGAGUAAUAUCUUGGCAAGAGCUUUGCCGAAGCAGCAAUUUGCAAUGGUACAGAGCAAGAUUUACCCUGCUUACUUCAAAACUAUGUAUUAUGGCAUCGCUACGGCGUUUUUGGGCCAUAUGUUGAGCCAGAUGCUUCCAUAUUAUGCGAAUCGGACUGAAAAAAUCCAAGGUCUCAUUUUUCUGGCCAUAUUCUCCAUGACUUUGUUCAAUUGUUUCUACUUGGAGCCUCGAGCCACUAAGGUGAUGAGGGAGAGAAUGAAAAUAGAGAAAGAGGAAGGAAAAGGGAAAGACGUUUUCAACGUAGAACCAAGCACAUCAAGUGUAGAUGCUUUCGAGGAUCCAACAGGUAUUAAAACAGGUAAAUCAACAACUCAUGAACCUCUUGAAACCCAACAAGAGUUGUCAGAGGAAACAGCAAGAUUGAAACCACAAGUUGAAAGAUUAAGUCAGAGGCUAAAGAAGUUUAAUGUAAUCUCAUCAUUACUCAAUUCACUCACACUAAUGGGUCUCUCAUAUCACCUUGUUUAUCUUAGCCAACUCCUCCAUUCCAACCCUUAUUAA